Sebastes umbrosus (honeycomb rockfish) is the source of this 3349-nucleotide messenger RNA. It is a transcript of the gene mpp2b, whose product is annotated as membrane protein, palmitoylated 2b (MAGUK p55 subfamily member 2). The transcript has 13 exons. Gene Ontology annotation, molecular function: protein binding. Bases 435 to 2078 code for a protein of 547 amino acids. Gene Ontology annotation, cellular component: cell-cell junction; plasma membrane. NCBI's taxonomy places the organism in Eukaryota, Metazoa, Chordata, Actinopteri, Perciformes, Sebastidae. The record is from RefSeq and is a predicted model, not a curated record.
AGCAAGUCAGUCUGGUCUUACUGCUGCUCUUGUCUCUUGUGUUGGGUUCAUAUCGACUGCAAGCGGACAGGCUGCAACUUCACACCGGGGUACCACAACCGUGAGACGCAUUUCUUCAUCACAAAACCUUCACCCUUCAGGGGAAACGAGCUCAGUGCCAACACAGCAGCCGAAUUAGGCUUUUUUAGUCAAUGGAGGUAUUUGUGAGAGAGGUUAAAGAUAGCAGUUUGUGUGGGUUGCUGUUGUGAAAGUGACUGCAUCGAUUGAACAGGAGCUGCCGUGCUUCAACUACACUGCGAGAGGAGAGAUAUCUCUCCAACAUCUUUCUGCAUCUCAGACCGAAGAAGAGGCAUCCGGAUAAAGGUGAAGACAACAGGGUGAGCAGUUGACCUAACAAGUUCUGCGGAGGAUACUGGGAGGAACCAAUUCUUAAAAUGCCCGUGGCAACAUCCAGCUCUGACUCCGCCAUGCAUUCGGCCCUGGACACACUGAGUGACAGCACAAGCUCCACAACUGCCAAUGACCUGGACCUCAUCUUCCUCAAAGGCAUCAUGGAGAGCCCAGUGGCCCAUGAGCAGUUUGAGGAACCCAAGCUGGAGGCUGUGAGGGAGAACAACAUGGAGCUGAUCCAGGACAUCCUGAAGGAGCUCAACCCGCUCACCAACCGGAGCCAGGCAGCCGACGAGCUGGUCCGCAUCCUGAAGGAGCCUCACUUCCAGUCCCUCCUGGAGACUCAUGAUUCUGUGGCGUCCAAAAACUACGAGACACCUCCCCCCAGCCCCUGUUCCUUCAUGGACGCAGCCCUCAACAACCAGCCCGUUCCCCCAGACGCAGUCAGGAUGGUGGGCAUCCGCAAGGUGUCUGGUGAGCACCUGGGAGUGACGUUUCGAGUGGAGAGCGGCGAGCUAGUGAUCGCCAGGAUCCUCCACGGCGGCAUGAUUGACCAGCAAGGACUGCUCCACGUGGGCGACAUCAUCAAGGAGGUGAACGGCAAGGAGGUGGGCAACGACCCCAAAGUGCUCCAGGAGAUGCUGAAGGAGGCGAGCGGCAGCGUGGUGCUGAAGAUCCUGCCCAGCUACCAGGAGCCUCAUACACCAAGACAGGCCUUUGUGAAGUGUCACUUUGACUACGACCCAUCCCAUGAUAACCUGAUUCCCUGUAAGGAAGCAGGGCUGAGCUUCAACAGUGGAGACAUCCUGCAGAUUUUCAACCAGGAGGACCUCAAUUGGUGGCAGGCCUGUCACAUAGAGGGAGGCAGCGCAGGUCUAAUCCCAAGCCAGCUGCUGGAGGAGAAGAGGAAAGCGUUUGUGAAGAGAGAUUUGGAGCUCACUACCACAGGUCCUCUAUGUGCCGGCAUGGGUGGUAAGAAGAAAAAAAAGAUGAUGUAUCUGACUACCAAGAAUGCAGAAUUCGACCGCCACGAGCUGCGGAUAUAUGAAGAGGUCGCCAAGGUUCCGCCCUUCAGGAGGAAGACGCUGGUCCUGAUUGGUGCACAGGGGGUCGGCCGUCGCAGCCUGAAAAACAAGCUGCUGGUGUCGGAUCCCCAGCGGUACGGCACCACCAUCCCCUUCACCUCCAGAAAACCAAAGGUGGAUGAGCGGGACGGCCAGAUGUACUCCUUCAUGACCCGCAGCGAAAUGGAGAGCGACAUCAAAAGUGCUCGUUUCUUGGAGCACGGCGAGUACGACAGCAACCUGUACGGCACUAAGAUCAACUCUAUACACGAGGUGAUAUACACAGGAAAGAUCUGCAUCCUGGACGUCAACCCACAGGCUCUUAAAGUCCUGCGGACGUCAGAGUUCCUGCCCUACGUUGUCUUCAUCGAAGCCCCGGAUUUUGAGGUUCUCAAAGCUAUGAAUAAGUCAGCAAUCGAGUCAGGAGUGGUCACAAAACAGUUAACGGACUCUGAAUUAAAGAGGACGGUGGACGAGAGCGAGCGCAUCAAGCGAGCCUACGGACAUUACUUUGACCUCUGCAUCAUAAACGACGGCCUGGAAGCGGCGUUCCGAAGUCUCCGGUUGGCACUGGAGAAACUGUCAACGGAGCAGCAGUGGGUGCCCGUCAGCUGGGUCUUCUGAAGGUCACCAAGAAGAGCUCACCAGCGAGGUGCCAGGGCCACAGGUCGAAGGUCAGAGGGACGGUUUGGUAGCUCCAGAGGGGCUGUGGUGGAGGUCUGUAAUAAAGCGUCACGGUUCAGUGCAAAUGACCAGCCUCAUGUAGAGCGUUUUUUGUACAAACUUAGUGUUCCUCCGUUGAGCCUAACGUCAAGUUGUACUUUAUUUGUCAGAACCGGAAUAAUUUAAUUGAUAUUUGUUGAGAAGGAUUUAGAGUUAUGAGGUUUAGUGCAAUAGUGUGAGUGAGUGUGCGUAUGUUAUCAUAAACGUGGAAAUAGACUUAGAGUAACGAAUAUGUUUUGCAGAUAAGCUUUUCGUUGAAGGAUAUUGAACUUUUUUUUAGCCUUUCCUACUUUAUGUAGUGUAAUGUUUACAUGGGAUCGGUAGGACAGAUUGGUGAAGGAAAGAUACCAAAUGUCAUAUUUGUGAUAAAAAAAAACUAUAUUUUACCAUUUGAUCAUACAGUAUGAUUGUAUGUGUUCAUAAAUGUGCUCUAUAUUGUGGCUCCACUAAUUUGAAAAACGAACAGCAAUAGAUCAUUUUAAACAAAAAACAUAUACGUGCAAUACACCUACAUACAGACACCGAUGUAUACAUACACACGUUUUUGCGUUAAUCUUGCGGUCUCGAUUUGUUUGGUUUCCUUUUUAAUGUUGAUUACAUUGUACAUCUGUUGUCCUAAAGCAUCUGGUUUGUUUGACAGUGAGAGGACCCGGCGAGUGGAUCACAGUGUCCGACUAACUGCUUGAUUCUGUUGGAGUUGUAUUUGUAGCACUGAGAACAACAACAAAAAAAUUAAGAAGAAAACUGAAGAAGAAGUAGCCUACAGUAUGCACUGAUUGUAUAAUGAAGGCAACCAUUUUACUUGGUUGAACAAUUAAUGAAAAUUGUCAACUUUUUUUUGUUAUUUUUUGAUGUACAAACCGUAAAAUAUUUAUCAGUGGCUUCAAAUUCAUACUUACUUUUGCCUUAACAUGGUUCAAAAAGCCAAGGAAACACUCACUGUACAUGUUCCUUCUUAGAAAAUAGAGAAAAGUAAUACUGGCAACUCAUUGAAUAUUUAUUUUAUUUUCCCUCAAACUUGUAAGUACUGUAUUGUAAUAAAGAGUAUAUAGUAUAACAUAGAGAAACACUUGGUGCUCUGAUGAUUCUGCUGGUGUGUAGACGCAGUCGGACAACUACACUGUAGUUUUGAUGUUCAUAUAAAAAUGUAUUAAAAUUGGAAAUGUUGAGAA